UCAAAAUAUCGGUCGAUAUUAGUUUUUCUGAAUUAAUCGGGACUUGAAAUUAUUUUCUGAAAUUAACUAAAAUAAAUGAAAUUAUUUAGGGUAAACCGAUCUUAAGGGCUUAAACAAAAAAAAAAUCGGCCUGAUCAUGUCGGAAGAGAAUAAAUCAAUUCUCCACGAACUAUACGUAUAUUCGGAAUGGAAACCUGAACCAGAAUAUAUUCAAAAACCUGAUAACUUACUACUACCAGAAAACAUAUCAUCUUUAUGGAAGUGGCUUAAAUUUUUUGGACCCAAGAAGAAUUUAAUAGACAGUGUAACUGCUCAUAAAGAAAACCACCAAAAGUGGCAUAUCGCUCUUGGAGAUGAAGGGAAAGUCAUUGCUGUGUUAACUGACAAUAUAUUGGAGAUUAGAACAAAGAGAUCUGACUAUGCUACUAUUGCUGCUAGAANUCAUAAAGAAAACCACCAAAAGUGGCAUAUCGCUCUUGGAGAUGAAGGGAAAGUCAUUGCUGUGUUAACUGACAAUAUAUUGGAGAUUAGAACAAAGAGAUCUGACUAUGCUACUAUUGCUGCUAGAACUACAGUUAAUAGGGAUCCUUAUUCACAAUGGAGGAAACUCGUCUGGAGUCCCGAUUGCUCCUUUGUGGUUCUAGCAUAUGGGAAUGGCGUAGUUGGCUUCUUUGACUUGACUGCUUCAAACCUUUUCAAUAUUCCUAUUGAAUGUUCAAGACCAGAGGGCUUGGAGUGUUCAGACAACACUCAUGCAGUCGCCGACGUUAUAUUCAUGCCACUUAGGGUCAAAGACACCAAAUGGAACUGGGAAGUUCUAAUAGUGACAUAUGACGGUAAACUGCGUGGAUAUUUGGUAUCGCAGACAGAAGGGUUCAAAAUUCAUCAUACAUUUAAAUUCAGUGGAGGUGUGUCCGCUGUAGCAUAUAGUGAUCGACAUUCCACUCUUUACGUUGCUGGAGUACCUAGAGGUUCAGGAAAGGUAAGUUUUAUUUUCACGGACGCAGGACUCACAGCCUGGCGGAUACUAAAUGACGAUCCAUUCUAUAAACUGUCUGUUGUGUCGGACGAGCUCGAGGCGCAGUUGGCAAAUCAAAGAUUCCAGCUUUACAUUCCAUUUGUAACUUCUAAGAAUUUAGCAUUCAUAGUCCAAAUGCAGUUAUCGCCCGACGCGACCAGACUCGUAUGUCUGCACUGCAACGGAGACGUCUCGGUGUGGCGCCUCCCGCUGCUGAAAGCGGAACAUCGGUGGCCCUUGGAUACCCAACCGCUGCACGACCUAAGGAAUCCACUGAGCAAUGACGAUAAACCAACCAAGAAGGACCCGGUCAAAUAUUACGUGGCUGAUGUUAACUGGUGGAGUGGCGAGGAAAUAAUAGUGUCCAGAUUCAGCGGCGCCGUGUCUGUGUGUCCCGUCCAGGACAUGAUGAACAUUCUCGGGAAGAAACCCGAGUUCUUCCAGGGCGCACCACGGAUCACGUGUGCUCACGAGGGAACAUUCAUGGUGCUGGAAUGCGAGUCUAAUGUGUUGCCAGCGAAGAAAUCACGAAGUGACGAAAGUAUGGAAGUAGUGUCGACGGAUAACGACGAAGAGGAUACGAUGUUUGAAUUAACCAAAGAGCUGUUGAAGUCUGUGCUGUUCGCGAUCACCGAUAUCGAGACCUUCCAGCCCAAGCCGAAGCGGAUAACGGUCGUCUCCCGGGUGUACCGGCUGCUCGGAGUCAAGAGCACCACGCCCGCCGAACUAUUCUCCAGGAAGAUUGAAAACGGCAAGUACACGGAAGCCUUGGCUUUGGCUGAAGAGUUCGGGCUGGACAGUGACUUGGUGUAUCAGCAGCAGUGGAGGAAGAACCCCGUCUCUACAGAGGCCAUACAGAAGUACUUGAGCAAAGUGUCUAAGAAGAUCUGGGCGGUGCAUCAGUGCGUGGACCGCCUCCCCGAGACACUACCGGCCGCCAAAGAACUACUGCAAUUCGGGAUUCAACUUACCAAUGAGAGAAUACUUGAUGAAAUAAAUACGAACUCUGAGAACAAGAUAGAAGAUCCUGACAACAUAACCCUGGAGCAUCUCAACGCGUACACGAGCGAGCUGCUGCGCUGCAGGCACGUCAUGCUCUUCUACAGAGAUCGACUGGCGUUAUAUGAGGCGAUUCUACGCUGUGAGAAAUCAACAUACGUGAAAGACGAGUACGACCGGCUCCGCAGCAACAGCAUCGUGCACAGCGCCGCCGAGACCGCCAAGGAAGGCCGCGUCGAGGCACUCACCUGUCUGUGGCCUCAAAUCAAAACGGUCCCCAUGCAGCUGGCCGUUCUCGAGAAACUACCGGAGACAAUCAACCCCAUAGACUAUCAACAUUUGUUACCCACCAAGCAGGUCGUGCAGUGGUUCGAGAAGAAGUCCCCAAUUAAACUGCCGCCUUCGCAGUAUGACAACGACUGGUGCCGCAAAGCCAUCUUCAGGUCGAUAUGGAGUUCCAACUGGUCGGAAGACUGUACUCCCGAUGUCGAGACCGUCGCGGAUGUCUUAAUAGAAGACGAAGAGUUAGGGAAAUGGUACGAAAAGAGAGCGAGGGAAAUCGAAGAGAGAAGCGGCAUGGUUUCUCAUUCUCUUACCCUUGUGACUAUUGCGAUGGUCGGCGGCGGCGUUCAAGGCUUAGACAAAAUUAUGUUUCACCUCAUGACCCUGGACACUCUGGUCUACGAUAUAAACAUCGAAGGGGUCACGCUGAAGCAGCUCGAAGGUCUGCCGCCGCUGGAAAUUUGCACGCUUCUCAUGAAAACGUCGACGGCAGAAACGUUCGUGUCGGACUUGAAGCAGUACGUGAUCCCGUACCUGAAGCGCCUGGAGAACAGGUCCAAGGUCAACGACGUCUGCAUCAACGGCCUCAUCGACUAUCUGGUGCAUAUAAGCAUUGAAGACUUGUCUCCUAUACUCCUGGUGUUGCAGUCACCGACGGAGUUCGCGCUAGAUGUCUGCACUCAUUUGGAUCUAGUCGAAAAAUGUUUCUUCGCCUACACCGGCACCGACCUGGAGAAAGCGAACGCCCUGCUCGACACUAUACCGACAGAGAGCGACGGCAGCAUGUCGACGGCGGCGCUGCAGAGCGCGGCGGGGCGGGUGCGGCGCGCGUGCGGCGGCUGGGCGGCGCUGGCGGCGCGCGGCGUGCGCGUGUCGGGCGGCGCGCUGCGGGACCUGGCGCCGCACCGCGACCAGGCGCACGCGCUGCUGCUGCGCCUCGCCAGGGCCCUGCCCGCCGUUGAAGAAAAACCAACUGCGCAAGAUUGGGAGAAACUAUUGAAAGACAUAUUGAAUUUACAAUCAUCUUUAUUCACCUGCAUCAGUAAGACAGAAUGCUAUGAAAUCUACGCCACGUCGUUACUAACGUCGGGACACUCGCCCAGCGUCCGGCUGGCGGCCGACGUCAUGAACUGCUCGAAGUCGGCGCGGGGGGACAGCCGGAAGGUGCCGUACCCUAAGGCCUUGGAGCUGGUGCUGGCCGCCGCCACUGAGUACGUCAACUCCGCAUCAGGACUCGAGGAUCCCGCUCUCGAUAUUGCCAGGACGUGUCUAAUGCUGAUAAAAGAAAAAAAUGUAAAGAAAAUCGAAGAAGAGCUGGAUCUGAUCUCGUCAUUUCAAAUACUCAAUUCGUUUGAGGUCCCGCUACUGCCCAUACAAGUACGUUUGUGCGAAGACAGACUGUCUCUGGUCGAGCAGUGCCUGAGGCUGGACCUGAACGGGUACCUGGCGGGCCCCAAGCUGCUGAAGCUGGCCACGCUGCUGAGGGUGGCCGGAGACGACGAGCACACUCGCGAGGGUGAAGUACUGUCGCUGAUCGGCAAGUACGCGCUGGAGGCGGGCGCAGCAGGUGCGGGCGCGGCGGCGGAGGCGGGCGCGCGUCUGGCGCCGCGAAAGCUUAAAGUAAUAAAUCUGUUCAGGUUGAGCUUGGAGUUGGAGAGUCUCCAGCAGACCGGCGUGUUCGUAAGGGAGCAGCAGUUCCUGACCGACCGAUGGCCCUCCACAGACGACGAGUUCGCCGACGCCAUAACAACUCCGGUGAUCGAGAGGAAAGAUAUCGUGCCCACCACUAAAGACAAGAAGCCACCAAGGAAUUAUGUCCUGAACACGUUUCAAUAUAAGUACGAUAUAAGUGAGAAGUCGAGUCCGGAGAGCGCGGAGGUGCGCUACCCGGAGUGGUACGCGCGUGUGUACGGGGGCGGGGCGCGCGCGGGGGGUGACGGGGCGCCUGCGGGGGGUGAUGGGGCGCCCGCGGGGGGCGAUGGGGGACACUACUCGUACGGCCGGUUCGCGGUGGAGCGCCCGACCGGCACUGCGCAUGCGCUGCUCUCCGCCUACUACAUACAGAACUGUCUCGAACACGGAUACACGGCGCAACUAGAGGCCGAAUUGGUCCAGAAGUGCGGGGAAGAGCUGCUGUACAGAGACACGCCGUUGAGCGUGGCCUGCCUGCUGCGGUCCACUCAGGAGUACGACGUGACGAAGAAGUUCUUGGAGAGUCAGCACACGGACGCGGCCGUCAGCUGCGCGCUGUACGCGACGCUCGUGCACUGCAACUCAGCCGCGCUCCGGGACGACGUGUACUUGACCAAGCCGACCAAAAUGGCCAGGAUGACUUUGAAGCAGAAGAACGCUUCGGAAGUGCAGCUGAAGGUGAUCAACGAGUGCGUCGACAAGCUGACCGGCAUGGGCGAGGUGGCCGCGCUGCGCAACCUCGGCGUCGCGGUCAACGGGCUCCUCUUCAACGUCGACGACGAGUACAGGCGGGAGCUCAUCUACAGGCUCGCCGGGUCUAAGGAGAAGAAGCACGUGGAGGUGGCGUGUUCUCUAGCGGACAAGUACGGGCUGGACGCGUUGGAGAUGUGGCUCGCGCACGCGGGGACCGCGGGCCGCGUCGCCGCGCCCCCCCGCCUCGCCGCCCGCCUCACCGCCGACCUCGCCGCCUACAACCGUAUACGAGAAGUGCUCUGGCCGCAGCUCCGCGGCGACGACCACAGCUCGCUCAUUAACUUCUUCACGCUGCUGAAAGGGAUCGAUGAGAAACAAGUGCUCUUCGGAAUGACCGUCAUGGAGCACAUCAAGCUGCUCAAGAAAGCCAAAGCUGCUUCCCCAGAGCUGGACUACAAGCUGCUGCUGGAGCCGGGCGCGGCGGAGCGUCUGUCUGCGCACGUGGUGGACAUCAUGAGGCCGGAGAACGUGGGCAUCGUCGGCAAGUUCCUCAGGACGCUGCCGCCCGCCUUCAAGACGCCCAUCUCCAUCAACAGCAUCUACACGAAGUGGCUCACCAAACAUUUUUUUAGCGUCCCUUCGAACGCGACCAACAAGAAGUGGAUGCAACAAUACAGACAAUGCUCGAGUUACUUCAACAAGCUCUCCAAAGAGGAUCUCCUGCAGUUUGUGGCCGACACUUGCUUCUCUGAUGAUGCGGUUCAACGCGUUCCUGCCGGUACUCGUAGCCUGAUGAUACUACAAGCGGUCGAUUACUGCCAGCAAGAGCAGGAGAACGAUCACAAGUCGAACAAGAGCGAACAAACAUGGGCGCAAGUAGGACAGGAGCUGACGCGCUGGGCUCGCUUCCUGGAGAACUUCCACUCGUCCAGCGUGCAGGCCAUCAUCGACUCCACGGACGUGCCCCGGGAUACGAUUUGGCCUGAGAUAGAGAAGAGUCACGGUGACGCGGAGCGCGUGGUGUCGGGGCUGGCGCGGCUGGUGCUGCGGGGCGGGGCGGGCCGCGCGCCCCCGCUGGCACCGCUGCUGCAGUGUCUGCACGUGCCCGCGCCGCCUGCGCACGUGCUGCGCGCCGCCGCGCAAGCACUCGCCGACCAGAGUGAGGCGCAGAUCCUAGUGGAGCGCGUCGUGCAGUACCACAAGGAGGGCGUGAAGCUCCCCCCGGAUGUGCUGGACGAGGUGGUGCAGAGCGUGGCGGCGCUGGGGCUGGCGCCGCACCGGCUGGCGGGCGUGCUGGCGCUGUCGGGCGAGCGCGGCGGCAGGCGCGGCCUGCGCUGCGGCGCCGACCUGCUGCGCGAGCACUGGCCGCACCGCGCCGCCGCCGUCACAGAGGAGGCAUUGGCGAGUGAAGAAGGUCGACGUGAAUUAUUCGAGAAGUUUCUUGAGGAGUCCGACACUUGGCAACAGAGGAAGGCUCUGGUCGACGUGCUGAACUGCUGGCCUCCGACUACUUCCAGCGAGUCGGCGAGUCUGCAGUGCGAGUACCUGUACGCGCUGCUGACGAACCCUCUGGACAGCAAGGAGAGCUUGGAGCUCAUCAAGGCGCUGCUCAGCCGGCCCGUCCUCAGCGAGCAGGAAAUUAAAUGGCUGAUCGACGACGUCGCCCCGGACGCAGUCGUGAACGCCAUCUGGAUUCUCUUGCUCAGUAAAUAUCAACAUUCCAAAGAAGAGAUACUGAACAUAUUGCAACAGCACAAGGAAGAAGUUGCGAAACAAGAAAUCGACGAUGAGCUGGUCGCGGAGUUGCUCCGCAACGACUUGUUCGUGAGUCUGGUCGGCACUCCGCUGUACCCCAAAGUGCUCAGCUACAUCAUCAGCCGGGAGGGGGGCUCCGAGGACGCGCCGUACUCCGUGCCGUGGGCCACGCGAGAGCUGCUGAAGGCCAACUACCUGGCCGAGGCCGGGCACCUCCGUCUGAUGGCUGAUGGCGUCCCGCCGCCCCUGCGAGGGUUCUCUCAGUCCGUUCUGUAUUGUAAGAAUAUCUUUAAGAAAUAAGUUCUAUCUGUUAAAUCAAUUGUGAACAAUGUAAACAUUAUUAUUACGUUGCCCUAUUUAUUUCUGUUUAAAUUAUUAAAUCAUCGAUUAAUGAAAUGGCAUUGUUUUAUUUUUAUUUU
Molecule: messenger RNA, 6858 nt
Organism: Bombyx mandarina (wild silkworm)
Lineage: Eukaryota; Metazoa; Arthropoda; Insecta; Lepidoptera; Bombycidae
Product: NBAS subunit of NRZ tethering complex
Biological process (GO): retrograde vesicle-mediated transport, Golgi to endoplasmic reticulum
Cellular component (GO): Dsl1/NZR complex
Molecular function (GO): SNARE binding
Source: RefSeq, a predicted model, not a curated record